AGCCUUGGCGGACUAGGGCACAGGGCAGGGGCUGGGGCUCUGGCAGCCUUUCGGUGGAUUUAGGGUACCUCACUCGCCAACAGCUCGGAGGAGGAAGCCGCCUUGCAGCCACCAGGCAGAGGAAGCGAGCAGAAGCCCUGCCUUCCACCUCCAGACCGGAACCUGUCUCUGCUGGGGACCUGGCCGCCCUCUAAGCUAGUGGGCUCCGUUUCCUGGUGUGAGAAGAAGCAGCCGCCCAGGACCAGCCCACGGGAUGGUGCUUUCCUUGUUAUGACGAGGUAAUCUAGGCACGCCCAGAGCCUUGCCUGCCAGGGAAGGCAAGGGAGAAGAUGGAGUCGGAGCCCAUCUACAACCUGCUGCAGCUCCCAAAGGAGGUGGCUCAGCCCACAGAGGAGGAGCUCCCACGAGGAGGAAAGAAGAAAUACCUGUCCCCCAUUUCCCGGAGGGACCCCAAGUUUGAAGAACUACAGAAGGUGCUGAUAGAAUGGAUCAACACCACACUCUUGCAAGAGCACAUUGUGGUCCGCAGCCUGGAGGAGGACAUGUUUGAUGGGCUCAUUCUACAUCAUCUGUUCCAGAAGCUGUCAGCCGUCAAGCUCGAAGUGGAGGAAAUCUCUCUGACCUCAGCCAGCCAGAAGCGCAAGCUGGGAGUCAUCCUGGAGGCCAUCAACCGGAGCCUGCAGGUUGAAGAGCAGCAGGCCAAGUGGAGCGUGGAGACCAUCUUCAACAAGGACCUACUGGCCACCUUACAUCUCCUGGUGGCCCUGGCCAAACGCUUCCAGCCGGACCUGCCCCUCCCAUCCAACGUCCAGGUGGAAGUCAUUCACGUUGAGAGUACCAAGACAGGCCUGAAGUCAGACAAGCUGGUGGAGCAGCUCACAGAGUAUAACUCACACAAGGAGCAGCCUUCACAGGACGCCUUUGAUGAAUUAUUUAAGCUGGCUCCGGAGAAAGUGCAUGCCGUCAAAGAGGCCAUCGUGAGCUUUGUCAACCAGAAGCUGGAGGGCCUGGGCCUGUCUGUGCAGAGUCUGGACACCCAGUUUGCAGAUGGAGUCAUCCUGCUCCUGCUGAUUGGACAGCUGGAAGGCUUCUUCUUGCAUCUGAAGGAAUUCUAUCUCACUCCCAGCUCUCCCAUGGAAAUGCUGCACAACGUGACCCUAGCCUUGGAACUGCUCAAGGAUGAAGGCCUUCUCAGCCACCCUGUCAACCCUGAAGAUAUUGUGAACAAGGAUCCCAAGAGCACACUACGGAUACUCUACAGCCUAUUCCAGAAGCAUGCGUUGAGGGCAGAGGGCGACAGGGCACGCCAUGCCCGGGUCCUCUCACCCAGGAGGCUGGUCAGAGCCCAGGUUUCCACAGGCCGCCUGCCCUCCCGGGAUCAAGGCCCUCCCUCCUCAGCUGAGGCCACACAGGCCUCCUCCCCCCACCGUGAACUGCACCAGGAAGUGAGGCUCCCCGGCGGAGCCAGUGACUGGCCUGUCACCACGCGCUUGUUCCUGUCCUGAGCAGAUGGACUGUGAUGCAGGAAUAUGGCCUGGUGAAUGGGUUCUUUUCUCCCUGCACUCUCAGUAACACCCUCAAAGGCAAUUUAAGAUUAUUAUUGAGGGGGAUGGAGAGGUGGCUCAGCAGGUAAAAGUACUGGCUGUUCUCCUCAAGGACCCAAGUUCAAUUCCCAGCGGCUCACAACUGUCUGCAACUCCAGUUCCAUGGGAUCUGACACUGUCACAUAGACACACAUGAGGGCAAAACACCAAUGC
Molecule: messenger RNA, 1757 nt
Organism: Meriones unguiculatus (Mongolian gerbil)
Lineage: Eukaryota; Metazoa; Chordata; Mammalia; Rodentia; Muridae
Gene: Parvg
Product: parvin gamma
Exons: 17
Coding region: 330-1505 (391 amino acids)
Biological process (GO): establishment or maintenance of cell polarity; substrate adhesion-dependent cell spreading; cell projection assembly
Cellular component (GO): cytoplasm; actin cytoskeleton; focal adhesion
Molecular function (GO): actin binding
Source: RefSeq, a predicted model, not a curated record